CCCUCCGCCGCCGGGACGGUUGCCAGGGCGACGGCUGCGUGGCAACGGGCUGGCAGCGGGGGCCGCCCGCCGCCGCCGCCGAGCCGCCGCCGAGCCGCCGCCGCGGCGCGCAGAGCGGGCGCGCUGCCCUCCUCGCUAGAUGCUGCGGCGGCCGCCCGGGAGCAGCCACGCUCCGCGGACGGGCAGCGGCCGAGGGUACCAGGCGGGAGCCGGCGUUAACGGGGAAAACGCUCGGCCGCCGCCGGGCCCAGGAGCAGCGAGGAGCGGCGCGGAGAUGGUACCGCUGGUGCGGAGCGCCGGGGGCUCCCACCAGUGGCUGGCGAUCGUCUUCCUCGGCCUUUGCUGGCUCCUGGCACCCGGGAGACUCGCCGCUCCGGGUGGAGAUUUCCCCGGGGCCACCGUGGACAAUCUGGUGGUCAGGAAGGGGGACACGGCGGUGCUUAGGUGUUACUUGGAAGAUGGAGCUUCAAAAGGUGCCUGGCUGAAUCGGUCGAGUAUUAUUUUUGCUGGAAGUGAUAAGUGGUCAGUAGAUCCUCGAGUUUCAAUCGCAACAGCAAAUAGAAGAGAAUAUAGCCUGCAGAUACAGGACGUAGACGUGACAGAUGACGGUCCAUACACUUGUUCUGUGCAAACUCAACACACUCCUAGAACGAUGCAGGUGCACUUAACUGUACAAGUUUCUCCGAAGAUAUUUCGUAUUUCGAGUGACAUCGUUGUGAAUGAAGGAAGCAAUGUUACUCUGGUGUGCCUGGCCACGGGGAAGCCAGAGCCUUCCAUUUCUUGGAGACACAUCUCUCCGUCUGCAAAACCCUUUGAGAGCGGGCAGUACCUGGACAUCUACGGAAUUACAAGAGACCAGGCUGGGGAAUAUGAAUGCAGUGCAGAAAACGAUGUCUCAGUCCCAGAUGUGAAAAAAGUAAAAGUCACAGUAAACUUUGCCCCCACAAUUCAGGAACUUAAAUCCAGCGGUGUGAUGCUUGGAGGGAACGGACUGAUACGGUGCGAAGGUGCAGGAGUUCCUGCCCCGGUCUUUGAGUGGUACAAAGGAGAGAGGAAACUGAUCAAUGGUCAACAAGGAAUUACUAUUAAAAAUUAUAGUACAAGAUCACUUCUUACUGUUACCAAUGUGACAGAAGAGCAUUUUGGCAACUAUACAUGUGUCGCUGCCAACAAGCUAGGGACGACCAAUGCCAGCCUGCCUCUCAACCCUCCCAGUACAGCCCAGUAUGGGAUCACCGGUGAUGCUGAAGUCCUCUUCUCCUGCUGGUACCUUGUGUUGACACUGUCCUCCCUCACCAGCAUAUUCUACCUGAAGAACAUCAUUCUGCACUAAAUGUAAAGACCCAUAAAAGGCUUUUAAGGAUUCUCUGAAAGUGCUGAUGACUGGAUCCAAUCUGGUAGAGUUUGUUAAAAGCAGCGUGGGAUAUAAUCAGCAGUGCUUACAUGGGGAUGAUCGCCUUCUGUAGAAUUGCUCAUUAUGUAAAUACUUUAAUUCUACUCCUUUUUUUGAUUAGCUGCAUUACCUUGUGAAGCAGUACACAUUGUCCUUUUUUUAAGACGUGAAAGCUCUGAAAUUACUUUUAGAGGAUAUUAAUUGUGAUUUCAUGUUUGUAAUCUACAAGUUUUCAAAAGCAUUCAGUCAUGGUCUGCUGAGUUGCAGACCGUAGUUUACAAAAAAAAAAAAUAUUGCAGUAAAAAUGUGCUUCUUUAAGGCUGCAAUACAAAUAUUCAGUUCCCUUCAUAAAUAGCAUUCUAUCCACAUUUACACAGAAACAUUUUUCUUUUUUGAUAAAAAAAAUCAAAUAAUAUUGCCUUCAAAAUAUUUCUUCAAAAUAUUACACAUAUCUAGAUUUUCUUCUAGCAUGAUAUUCAGGUUUCAAGAAUGAGCCUUGUAUUAUAACUGCAUUGUGCAGUACUGCUUUCUGUUUUCUUUCCUUUUUCCUGCAAAUUCAGCAUGGGUGUGCCUUCAUAAAACACUACUUUCCUCUUCCUCUCCAACAAAUCUGGAAUGUGUUUUGGGAAAUGCUAAGGCAUCCUUUUGAGCAUAAGGAGUCUCUAGUCGAGGGCAAAGGUGCUAUUGGCUAAAAGGAAAACCUCCUCUCCCAUCUCCAGGGGGUCAUCGACCUGCUUCAGACUUAGGUUUUCAGGCAAUUAGUCAAGGAUAGCACCAACUCCUUUUUAUGUUUUCCAUCUACCACCACUAACCAGUAGGUGAUCUCUGUAAAAACUAGUUUUCCCAUUACAAAAGAGAACGCAAAUUAUUUUGAGACAUCUUCUGAAUGUAGGAAUGUUUCCCUUAGUCAUUCUAAAUCAAAAUUCCUAAAUGGCUGUAAAUGUGAGAAGCUGAAUAGUCCCUUUUGUAUUACUGGCAAAAACUAUGUGAAUUGGUAUUUUUCUUGCACUUAAUUUUGUACUGGUUUGGCUAAUUUAGCAAUGAUAAAGGAUGCUUUUAAAUACUAGAUAUCUGAAAAUACAUGAAGUAUCAAGCAGAAUUUUAUAUAUAUACAUAUAUAUAUAAAAUACAUAUAUAUAUUAAAACGAGGUUGCUCCAAUAACUGUACUGAAGUGCAUGUUGCCGUCCAUGAUAGAAUCAUCUUUACAGACAGGACUUCAUUACCAAUAUACUAACACUGUACAAAUAUCUUACCACAGCAGUUAAGUCCUCACACACAAUUUCCUAGUACUGCAGUCUAUCAAGAUAAUACUCUCAUUUCACCCAGUGAAGGAUCAAGUUUCAAAAUAGCAUAUAAUGCUACUAACUUUUUUUUUUUUUUUUUUUUAAACAGCCCCGGACAGCAUUAACACAAAACAUUGCUCACAGUUUACAGCUGAAUUUAAAAAUGCCAUCUGUGAAAACUGCUGCGGCAUGAGUCUGGCCAACAGCCCUUGAAUGCAAGAUCUCCUGGUGACCCCAAUAGAUCUUGACUUGCUUACAAAACAGCGAUUGAUGACAAGAAUAAUAAAACCAUUAUCGACAUUAUUAUUCCCCUGUUUUGUAUAUGACCUCCAGUAGGCGACACAAUUAUUAUACUAUAACAUUUUUUCCUCCUAACAAUAGGUUUUCUUAGCGAGCAAUACCAGCUGAGCGCUCUGCAUACUCAGCAGUUCCAAAUUCAGUUCAGAUACCCCAGGUUUUGAAAAGGCAGGCUCCGAGUUUCGCUAGUCCCAAGAUACACUAUCCCAUGCUAAUGUGUAGACAGAGUAUGCAGUGAAUCUGUUGUAGUUACUGAUAAGCUCAGACGCAGGGUAUAAACAGAAAUAUGUUGAAUCCGAAGUAUGGCAAUAAAACCUCCUAGGUCACUCUGCGCAUGUUCAGUGACAGAUUGUACUAUUCCUAUCAUAUUAUUUACAGCCAUGUGCUAAGCAGUUACUCUUUUCAGAAAUGUGGCAUUUUUUAAAACCUUGAAUAACAUGACAAAAUUCAUUCUUUAAGGAAAUAGUAUAAACCCAAUUCAAAUUAUACUAUACACAGUCCUGAUGUUCUGAUCUCUCUUGUAUUGCAGCUUUAAAGUGCUAUAUUUUAGAAUCCAUUCGCUAGAAACAGUGGUGCUGCAGAAAGUAUCAUGUCAGUACAGUUUUUUGAAGAAAGGAAAAAAGGAUACGCAUAGCCCAACUCAUAUGCCUUGUCUCAUGUAAAAUUGAGAGAUGUUUCUAUCCUGUGGCUGGAUCAAAUUGUAUGUUUCAAUGAUAUGUUUCAUUUCAGUGAUUCCUGAUAUCUGGAUCCUGAUAUUUCCAGCAACAGAAUAGAAUGAACAGCAGCUUUAUUAAAUACAAAACCAUAAAUGAAGUAUGGCCUGUUUGCAUUUGUACCAGACAGAGCCACCGGAUAACAUGGACAAGAUGCUCAGUCCCAUCUCUGAAUUUUCACUUAAAUUUGGGGGGACGUAAUUAUUGUCAAGUCAAAAAAUUAAACAAACAAACAAAAUCCCCAAACAUUUCUAGGUGCCAGUGGCGUUUCCUUAGAUGAAAUAGGUAUUUAAUAUCAGUCAGACCUGCGUGUUCAGCAGUGGACAUGUGUGUAUGUGUGCGUGUGUGCGAAGCGCAGGGCGAGGCGCGCUGGGGCUGCGCACAUGCUGCUGUGUGCUCUCGGUGUCUGUAGGGUUAGUCUCCCGAAGGCUGCGUAUGAGACUCUGCCCUCUCAGCCCUCCAGUCCUACAAAGAGGUACAGCCGUGCUUAACUUUAUGCACCGAUUAAUUCAACAGACAUAGUACAUACAGCCAAAUGACCUUAAUUUUUGCAGGAUUGGAGCUGUAGGCGGUGUUGAUCAAAUAAAGAAACUUGGUUCUUGGUGAAUCUGUUCCAUGCGGUAAACUGGUAAUUGUACAGAUUGGGACUUAUUGGGGCGUUCUUCCAAAACGGACGGUGCAGACUGCUGCAAAUUGAACACAACCACAUUUUACGAAAUCCACCCACCCUGUAAUUUGUGGGGUGUAUUUGCUUUAGGCAACUGUUUGAAGGUAUGUUCUAUGCUUCUUCAAAGGAUUAACCCAUACUGUUCAUAUCUGUCGGGCAAAUAUUAUUAUAUUUAUUCCUACCUUUCAAACGUGAAAAAUAAAUGGCUUAGCUCCAAGCAGUAUAACUGAAUAUUUAUAUCAAGAUUGUUGUCCACAUUGGAAACCCCAAAGUCUGUAACACCGUAAGUUCCUACUUGUGCAAUAACUCAGGUCUGCAAUUACCAUUGCAUCGGUGACGUACAUAGAAGCAAUGAUGCUCCAAUUAUACAGUUGCUGAUCGUGAUAUUAUACUAAUACUGAAUUAAAGGAUGUCUCACAACUUCUUGAACAAA
Harpia harpyja (harpy eagle) is the source of this 4787-nucleotide messenger RNA. It is a transcript of the gene NEGR1, whose product is annotated as neuronal growth regulator 1. Lineage: Eukaryota; Metazoa; Chordata; Aves; Accipitriformes; Accipitridae. The transcript is spliced from 7 exons. The record is from RefSeq and is a predicted model, not a curated record. The coding region runs from base 140 to 1333 and encodes 397 amino acids. Gene Ontology annotation, cellular component: neuron projection.